CGCAGACUGGCCUGGUUGGGCCAUCGCCUUUGGAUCUAACAGCACUGCCUCACCCCUUCAGCAUGACCCUCUCCCGCCUGUGUCGGCCUCCAUAGAGCUCAUCCUGGUGGAGGACGUGAGGAUGAGCCCGGAAGAGGUGACCGUCUACAUCCACCCCAAAGUGCAGGCGGAACUGCACAUCAGAGAAGGCUCUGGCUACUUCUUCCUCAACACCAGCACCACAGACAUCAUCAAGGCGGCCUACCAGGAGGCCAGGGGUGUGGUCACAGUAAGUGUGGACCUGUCUCCACAUCCUUGUCAUUCCUGGUCGGGUGGCCUUGUGGUCAUCGGAGCGGUUGUUUCAGAAGCAGGCACUUAACCAUAGCAGGGGCAAUGAGUACGGUCUUUGGAGUCUCCGGUUCAUAGUUCGUGAAACUUUCAUCAUUCGUGAGCGACCUUUGUGACUUUGUUCUGUCUCUACAAACUACUCGCUCUAUUAGUUAGCUAGUGGUUUCCUUUCAGUCAGUUUUUUAUUAAACCAUUAUUGUAUAAGCACCACUGUAACAGCCAUAAGGAAGAUUGCUUUUUUAAAAUAAAGAAUA
Suricata suricatta (meerkat) is the source of this 581-nucleotide messenger RNA. Its product is annotated as nuclear pore membrane glycoprotein 210-like. The record is from RefSeq and is a predicted model, not a curated record. The coding region runs from base 122 to 358 and encodes 78 amino acids. The transcript has 2 exons. NCBI's taxonomy places the organism in Eukaryota, Metazoa, Chordata, Mammalia, Carnivora, Herpestidae.